CUUAUCACUCGUUAGAUGAGCAUAAAUCCACAGGCUGACGAUUCCAACAAUCCUCCAUGCUAUUUGCCACAACCAGAAGAUGAGCUGCCCAGUAAAGAUAACUUGCAACCCAUGGGACCUAUAGGACCAUGGGCGACAGGUAAAGUUGAUUGGAGCCCAAUGGCCGGUCUAACGGGAACUCGGCCGGUAGUAGAUCGUUAUUCAAUUACACGUUUCAGUUCCAACGAAUGGAGAGCCAAGAAUUUAGAAACCGUUAAAAAUACCAACAAAGUUUUCGACAAAGCCAUUAAAAACCAAUAUAACUCGAAAACAACCCACAUGCGGAUUUCCUCGCUCGUGGAAAAAACGCAGACUGAGACAACGGCUAGUAUGCGCCAACGAGCUCAGCUAGUUGGUAAGUGGAAGACCACUUUAGAAGUCGCUAUCAAAGCUAUGGCUGAUGAAAUAAGUACUUUGGAAGAAGAACGUGUGCGUUUAAAGAAAUCCUUGGUUAUUUUGGGUGUGCCAGAAUCCAUAGCCAAAGAAUGUAUUGAUAAACGUACUGGACGUCCGGACACCGAAUUGGUGCGCGAUGUUCCCGAAGAGGAGUUGGUAAACGAAUUGGCUUUAUUGGCUGAAAUACGUCAGUUGCUUAAAAAAACCUUAGAAGAUUUCGAACAACAACAGGUAGAAAAUCGUACAGCCCGCCAAAGACUAGAAUAUGAUUGGAGUGACAAGAAAGAGGCUUAUGAAAUUGAUUCCAUCAAUGUAGGUCUUGACAAUAACUCAAAAAUCAUAAUGUUUAGACCAGGUGCUGUACGUCAACCACCUGAACAAGCAUCCGAGCAAUAUUGGGAGCAUUUUAGCAAGGAAACUUUGGAAGAAUGUGAAAAAUGUCGCCAAAAAUCGGUAAGAUUUUUACAACAAUGCGCAGAGCUAAAAAAUCACAAUAUGCAUCUUCGACAGGUCUCUUUGCGCCAAACUUUAAACUCAAUUCUCUUAAAUACUGCUCGUGAUAUACGAGGUCAAGCCGAUACAGUGGAGAAAGCCUUUGUUACUCGUAUUAAUUGUACUCAAGAGAAUCUACAACGCUUCGAAAACGAUCUAAGAGAUUGUUUACAAAAAUUAGCUGAUACUGAGAACCGCAUUGGCCACUUGCAUCGCUGUGUGCGCAGCUUUGAUGCCGCCAUGAAAGUGGCACAUACACGCAUGGACAAUCGGAGUUUUCGACCUAACGUAGAGAAUUGUCGCGACUCUUCUCAGCAAGAUCUCAUCGAUGAAGUGGCCACUAUCCAAAGCAGUGUGUCCGCCAUGCUUGCCGAAUUAGAGGAAGCGGAAACCGUGAAAGCAGAUCUUAUGCAAUUACGCAGUAAACUGGAACGAGAAAUCAUGUUGAAACGUCGUACGUUAUGGUUGGAUCGUGAUCGUUGUAUGCUGUUGAGAUCACAUUACCCUUCAGCUAAUGCCCUCAGCGGUUUUGCUAGCGUUUAACUGAAAUUAUAUGCACUACGUU
Molecule: messenger RNA, 1492 nt
Organism: Glossina fuscipes
Lineage: Eukaryota; Metazoa; Arthropoda; Insecta; Diptera; Glossinidae
Product: tektin-4
Exons: 5
Coding region: 16-1470 (484 amino acids)
Biological process (GO): cilium assembly; cilium movement involved in cell motility
Cellular component (GO): nucleus; microtubule cytoskeleton
Source: RefSeq, a predicted model, not a curated record